AUGAAUUUUACAAAAAUAAAAUCAAUUUCGAAUGAAUCAAAGGCUUAAGGAUGCAAAAAAGAAUUGUAUGAAGUUUUAGCUGCCUCAAAAUAUCUGGAUAACAAAAUAUUCAAAUUAAUAAUUGAAAUGUUUAAAAAAGAAUCAAUUUCAGAUUCUUUAAGCUUUUUAUCUCAAGUAGAAAACCAAAAGUGUUGGGUAAAACACAUUAUAGAAUUUGACUUUUUAUCAAGUCCAUAUACAAAAGAGAACAUUAACAAGGUGAUAAAAGAUAUUAAGUAUUUUACAUAAGUUAUGAAAUAAAUUAAUGGUCAUGACUUUAAUAUAAUUAAUUAUUCCAAUGAAGAUAAUAUAAAAAAUAAAUAAGCUCUAAUUAAGAAAAUAUGUAAUGAUGAAAACAUAAUUGAAUUGUUAAGAUAUUUAGUUCAUCUCACUUCCAUUGAUAAUAAAUUCAUCUAAAGCGGAUCAAAUUCUCUUCAUUUGUUAGUAGAAAUGAAAAUUGAUCUAAGGUCGCAAUCCUUGGAAAAUAUUAAAAUUCAAAAUACCUCACUGCUGGCUGCUAAUUUUGCCAGAUGUGAUUUGAGUGGAUCUGAAUUUGACAAUGUCGUUGUUAGCGGGAUGAAUCUUAAUGGGGCAAAAUUAUAUAAUUGUAAAUGGAAGAAUUUAAGAAUGCAUGAUGGAAUAGAGCUAAAAGGUUAUGAUUGUGGGGUCAACUCAAUUUGCUUUUCUCCAGAUGGUAAAUCAUUAGCUUCUAGUAGUACUGACAUUUAUUUAUGGAAUAUUAAAACAAGAAAAAUAAAAUCUCUAUUAAAAGGAAAGUGUAGGAUAACAAAAGUCUGCUUCUAGCCUAAUGGUACAAUAUUAGUUACUUGUGGUAACAAAUCUGUAUAUUUAUGGAAUUUGAAAACAAGGAAAUAAUUAUCUAAACUAUGUGUUCAUGCUGCUACAGUUUAUUCAGUCUGCUUCUCUCCUGAUGGUACUAUAUUAGCAUCUUGCAGUGAGGACUAGUCUAUUAAUUUGUGGGAUGUUAAGACAUUAUAAUUAAAAGUCAAAUUAUGUGGUCAUAUUAGGGCUGUUUAUUCCGUCUGUUUCUCCCCUGAUGGUACUACAUUAGCAUCGUGCAGCGAGGACUAGUCUAUAAUUUUGUGGGAUAUACAAACAGGAUAACAAAAAGCCUAUUUAAAUGGUCAUACUAGUCGUGUUAAUUCAGUGAUUUUCUCUCCUGAUAGUACUCUAUUAGCAUCUGGUAGUGGGGAUUAUAAAUGCGGUGGAGAUUGUUCUAUCCGUUUAUGGAAUAUUAAGACGGGAUAAUUAAAAAGUAAAUUAGAUUUUGAUGAUCAUUGUGUUAUUUCGGUCAGUUUCUCUCCUGAUGGUACUAUAUUAGCAUUUGGUAAUGCAGAUAAUUGUAUCCGCUUUUGGGAUGUUAAGAAAGGAUUAAAUAAAACCAAAUUAGUUUGUCAUACAGAUAAUCUUAAUGAAAUCUGUUUCUCUCCUGAUAAUACUACAUUAGCAUCUGCAUCUGGCUGUUCCGAUGCGUCUAUCUGUUUAUGGGAUGUCAAGACAGUGUAACAAAAAGUCAAUUUAGAUGGUCAUACUAAGGCUGUAUAUUCAGUCUGUUUCUCUCCUGAUGGUACUACAGUAGCAUCUGGUAGCUAUGAUAAGUCCAUCCGGCUAUGGAAUGUUAAGACUGGGUAAUAAAAGUUCUAAUUAGAAGGUCAUUAAUAUACAGUAUUUUCAGUUUGCUUCUCUCCUGAUGGUACUACUUUAGCAUCUGGUAGUUAUGAUAAGUCUAUACGGCUAUGGAAUGUUAAGACUGGAUAAUAAAAAGCCAAAUUAGUUGGACAUUUUGAUAGUGUUAAUUCGGUCUGUUUCUCUCCUGAUAGUAUAACCCUAGCUUCUGGUAGUGGAUAGAAGAAUUGGAAGGAAGAUAUGUCUAUCCGUUUAUGGGAUGUUAAAACAGGAAAAUAAACCGCCAUAUUAGUUGGUCAUACUAAUGGUGUUAGUUCAGUCAGUUUUACUCCUGAUGGUACCACAUUAGCAUCUGGUAGUUAUGAUAACUCUAUCCGUGUAUGGGAUGCUAGAACAGGAUAAUAAACAUUCGAAUUUGAAGAUCAUUAGCAUAUAAUUUAUUCAGUUUGCUUCUCUCCUGAUGGUACUAUAUUAGCAUCAGGUAGUUAUGAUAAAUCUAUCUGUUUAUGGGAUGUUAAGACAAGAUAUAAAAAGUUCGAAUUAGAAGGUCAUUAGUAUACAGUGUAUUCAGUUUGCUUCUCUCCUGAUGGUACUAUAUUAGCAUCUGGUAGUUAUGAUAAAUAUAUCUGUUUAUGGGAUGUUAAGACAGGAUAAUAAAAAGCUAAAUUAUAUGGUCAUACUAGCACUAUUAAUUCAAUCUGUUUCUCUCCUGAUGGUAUUAUAUUAGUAUCUUGUAGUGAUGAUAAGUCUAUCCGUUUAUGGGAUAUUUAGUCCAUGUAAUAAUAAACCAAAUUAGGUGAUUAUUCUAAAAGUUUUAAUUAAGGCAGUUUUCCUAUUGAUGGAGCUCUAUCAGCUUCUUAAAGUGAUGAUAAAUAUAUUUAUUUAUACAAUUUUAAGACAGGAUAAUAAUUAGACAAAUUAGAGGGUCAUAAUAGCAUUAUUAAUUCAAUCUGUUUCUCUCCUGAUGGUACUUUAUUAGUUUCAGGUAGUGAUGAUAAGUCUAUUCGUUUUUGGGAUUUUAACACAGGCCUAUAGAUAUUAUAAUUCGAUGGCCAUACUCGUGGAGUCUUAUCCGUGUGCUUUUCUCCUGAAGGUGAUAUAUUAGCAUCCUGUAGUAGAGAUAUGUCAAUCCGUUUAUGGGAUUUUAAAGCAAAAAAAUAAUAAUUUAAAUUGGAUGGUCAUACUAAUUCAGUUUGGUCAGUAUGUUUUUCUCCUGAUGGUACUUCAUUAGCAUCUGGAAGUGUAGAUAACUCUAUCCGUUUAUGGAAUGUUAAGACAGGAUUUGAAAAAUCAAAAUUAGAUGGUCAUACUGAUUCAGUAUGGUCAGUCUGCUUCUCUCCUGAUGGUUGUACUCUAGCAUCAGGUAGCAAAGAUAAUUCUAUCCGUUUAUGGAAUGUUAAGACAGGACAAUUAAAAAUUAAAUUAAAUGGUCAUAGCAACAGUGUCAAUACAGUCUGUUUUUCUCCUGAUGGUGCUUCAUUAGUAUCUGGUAGUGUUGAUAAGUCUAUUCGUUAAUGGAAUGUAAAGACAGGACAAUUAAAAUCAACUUUGAAUGUUCAUAGCGAUUCUGUCAAUUCAGUAUGUUUUUCUCCUGAUGGUACUUCAUUAGCAUCUGGUAGUUCAGAUAACUCUAUAUUGUUGUGGAAUUUAAAGACAGGACACUUAAAAUCAAAAUUAUAAGGUCAUAGUAAUUGUAUCAAUUCAGUAUGCUUCUCUCCGAUGGGUACUAAAAUAGCAUUUUGUAGUGAUGAUUCAUCUAUUUACUUUUGGGAUGUUAAUAUAGAAAGCGAAAUCCCAUAUUUUGAUUAAAAUUAUGAAUGUAUGCCAGCAUAAAUGAAAACGCUACCUUUAUAAUAUAAUCCUUUUUCAGAAAGUGGUAUUUAUUGUAAUUAUUCUUAUAGUAAACGCAAUAACACCUAUUCUUCUUAUUUUUAAAAAGCCAAUAUUUUAAGCUCAAAAUGCAUUAAUAGAGCAAGGAGAAUUUGUAAAUUAUUAUGGUGUAGAUUUAAGACAAUUUUUCAAAUCCAAAGGGAGUUGUUUUUUGGAAAGUUAAGUAGAAUUGAAAUAUAAGUGA
This is a messenger RNA of Paramecium octaurelia, 3760 nucleotides long. NCBI's taxonomy places the organism in Eukaryota, Ciliophora, Oligohymenophorea, Peniculida, Parameciidae. The record is from the annotation of a GenBank genome assembly.